AUGAAAGCUCUUUUAGAUAAAUUUAAUAAUGAUAUUAAUUUAAUAAUAGAAUAAAAUGAUUUAGAUAAUACUCGUACUAUUUUUCUUAUGAAACUAGAUUUCGAACUACCUAAAGAGUAUUCUUCAUUAAUCACUAGCAAGGGAGACUUCCUUAUAAUUGGAGGAGGAUUAAAUUAAAAUAGAGAAUUAUGUGGAGUUAUAGAAGUGUUUGAUUAAGUAAACUAAAAUUGGUAGACUAUCGAUCCUAAUGUCUUUGAGGAAAAUAUAGAACCAGAUUUUAACAUUUAUGCAUAAGUAGGAUGCGUUAGUAUUAAUUAAGACGAAGUUUAUGUAUUUGGAGGAGUUGAUGCUAAUGGACAGAAAUAGAAAUUAAAUUAUGUUAUUAGCUUCUAAAAUGGGGAAGCUUGUAUUGAAAACAUUAAUGUUUUUGAUAUUUUGUAAGGAAGAAGUUUUAGAAAUGUUUAAUGCUUUAUUAAAAAUAACUAAGUUUUAUUUUUGGAUAAAUAGACUUUAGGGGUUUGCAGUAGUUUUGGAUGGAAUUUCUAUUGA
This is a messenger RNA of Ichthyophthirius multifiliis, 549 nucleotides long. RefSeq names its product kelch motif family protein, putative. The record is from RefSeq and is a predicted model, not a curated record. Lineage: Eukaryota; Ciliophora; Oligohymenophorea; Hymenostomatida. The transcript is spliced from 3 exons. Gene Ontology annotation, molecular function: protein binding.